Molecule: messenger RNA, 429 nt
Organism: Strongylus vulgaris
Lineage: Eukaryota; Metazoa; Nematoda; Chromadorea; Rhabditida; Strongylidae
Source: the annotation of a GenBank genome assembly
AUGGUUGCCUUGUACAGGUAUAUCCUUGUGUUUAUCUUUAUUGCACCGGCUGCACAAGCAAGUACACAACUACUUCCUAAAUGUAAAGACCUAGGAAAGUAUACCCUAAAACCAAGACUACGUGAAACUUUGGCCAUUCACGUCCUACAGCAUCCGAACACUCUACUUUUGGGCUACGACUGCGAUCUUGAGGUUCUUGCUUAUCUUUUCAUUGAUUCUCCAAGCCCUUAUGAUAUCUACAAGCACUAUUUUGGAAAUCCUAUCAAAGGCUUUUGCAGAAACCGUACCUCCGACAUCCUGACAUUCGCGCGUGCUGCUGUUGACAGCUGGAAGGAAAUCCUCCAAAACAAGAUACACAAAAAGAAGCUGUUCGGCUGCAACUACAAGAAAUAUAGCAGAACGCAAAAAACUGCUUGUGUCUUUUUCUAA